AAUUUGAAAUAAUCGAACCCCAAACAAUUAUUAUAUAUAAAAAGAAUAUCAAGAGGAGGAUUUUUUCCAAAAUUCAAUAGAUCCAUCUCCAUCUCAAAUCCAACCCACUUGAGAACCCGACCCGAAUUUUCGAAACCAAAAUGCGUUAACACCUAACAUCCAGAUCAACUCAGCUCUCCGAUCCAAACCUCCGUACUCCUCCUCCGCCGCCGUCUCCAUGGACACCGCCGGAUCACGACCAAAUCCACCACAACCCGAUACCGUCACCACUUCCAUUGACGAUCCACUAAACAAUCCAUACACCUCCUUAAACGCCAUCUGCCAUGACCUCUCCGAUCUCCAAGACCUAGCCACCCGCGGCGCGUGGAAGUCAAUCCUUGACAAAGUCGGCCACGCGAGGUCGCUCAACCUCCUCGCUAAACCUCACGAACACCUCACCUACCUCACUUUCAACGUCUUAGCACUCACCAAGCUCCGCCGCCCCGUCGAUGCUAAUCAAGAGCUCGAAACCCUCCUCGAUGGCGAAGAUUUCAACACCCCACAAUUCCAUUACCAAAAUUACCCUAAUCAUUACCCCAAUAUGAAGGGCAAUUUUGUCCCCUUUGCUCUCCGUUGGCUCCAUGCUUAUCUUCCCUACUCUCUCGGUCAGCGGAUGAAAUCACUCGACAGGUUAUAUACACUUUUUGAUUUUAUUCGAUCGAAAAAACUUACAGUUUUGACUAACCCUAGUAAAGAUUUGUGGAAAAGAAGGGAGAUUUUGGUGUUGAAUACGAUAAUUAGUCAUCAUUUGAGUCAAAAAGAUUUCAAAUUGUGUUUAUGUUUGUUGAAUGAGCUGAUUGAAAUAUGUGGGGAUGAUGAUCCGAACGUGUUGUCGAAAUUAGGAUAUGUGAAAAUGCAGUAUGGAGAUUUGGAGGGUGCGAAAAAGGCGUUUAGCGCGGUGGAGGGAAUGAUAGGGAGUGAAAGUGAAGUGGGGUUGAAGAAUUUGGUGAGUAGGAGUAAGGCAUUGAUGUAUAUAGUGGAGAAGGAUUAUGUAUCUGCUGUAAGGGAGUAUGAAGAGUGUAUCGAGAGGGAUGGAAUGGAUAUGGUGGCUAUGAAUAAUAAGGCUUUGUGUUUGAUGUAUUCGAGGGAUUUAUCGGAUGCUAUUAAGGUGUUGGAGAAUGCUUUGGAGAGGGUUCCGACUGUUGCAUUGAAUGAGACUCUUGUGGUGAAUUUGUGUAGUAUGUAUGAAUUGGCUUACGUUAAUCAUGCUGAUAUUAAGAAGACACUUAACAAUUGGAUUGCUAGAGUUGCUCCAGAUGAUUUUGACUCGUCUUGUACUCGGACAUGAGGUCAUGAAUGUCAGUUGGAACUGUCAACUAAUCUUAGUCUUGUUAAGUGAUAAAAGAUGGAAACUUGAAGAAGCAAGAGGUUGUACUGAUUUGAAGUGGUUUAUGACUAACUAAUGCCAAGAUGCUCUACGAGAUUGAGUUAAUUAAUCGUCUCAGACGAGCUAUGACUAUCUAAACAUGCUUGGCUUGUAGAAGUUCAAGAUGGUUCUGCUGAACUUGACUCUAGUUUUCCCUACUUUGUAACACAUUGUUUUCUUCAUUCCUCUGUUGGUUUCAAAGAAAAUUGUGCUGCAACUCGUUUCACUGUCAGAGCAAAACCGAACCUCCUUUAUGAGUUAUGAACUCUUAUUACUCUGUCCUUCUAUGACAAGAUCUCAAUUCGCACAAAGCCUUGUGUGUGCUGGCAUGUGACGCCAUUCAGUAGGCUUUAACUAUAUAGACCUGUUGACACACUUGAGACGUGCAUAUCCUAUUCCCUGAUUGAACGAAGUGAGCAUGUAUUGCUACGAUUUGGCGAUUUUGAUUGUGGAUGGAGGUUGUGAUUCGCUGAGUAGCGUUGAAGCAAAGAUUUUGUACAUGUUAUGUAGAGUAUAUAGUCUUCUAGGAUCAUCUGGAAAAGACUUCUUGCAGUUUGGCGAUGGGGACAAAAUUAUGAAAUUGCAUUUUCUGUAGCUCGUGAGCUUGCUGUUACUGUUCUAUUAGUAUCAUUUAGUAAUUACUGAUUAUUAUUUUCCUUUGCUAA
Messenger RNA from Solanum dulcamara, 2070 nucleotides. RefSeq lists its product as uncharacterized. The record is from RefSeq and is a predicted model, not a curated record. Gene Ontology annotation, molecular function: protein binding. Lineage: Eukaryota; Viridiplantae; Streptophyta; Magnoliopsida; Solanales; Solanaceae.